Molecule: messenger RNA, 2349 nt
Organism: Tuber aestivum (summer truffle)
Lineage: Eukaryota; Fungi; Ascomycota; Pezizomycetes; Pezizales; Tuberaceae
Source: the annotation of a GenBank genome assembly
AGACAAGCGACUGCGCCCCAACCAUCAAGCGUUGACCCCUAACCACAACGUUUUCGCAACCUCACCUUUGACUGACCGAGCACAACUCCCCCUCUCCCAUCACCCAUCUCAACAAACAAUGUCUCUCCCAACGCUCCCGACCGAGCUCCUCCUUCUGAUAAUCUCCCAUCUUCAGCCCCGCGAUUUAAAGCAUCUGAUCGAGACCUCCAGAAAGCUUCACAUCAUCCUAACCCCACACUUGCAUCAUCACGCACUGCAAUCUAAAAAUGGGCUAAGCGCGCUAUGCUGGGCCGCCAAAAAGGGUCAUAUCCCGCUGGUUAGCCUACUGUUGUCCUGGGGCCUGGCCGUGAACGACGCGAGUGGGCCGUAUAGGAAGACGCCGCUGCAAGUCGCCGUGACUUGGAAUCGGGAGGAGGUGGUGAAAUUGCUCUUAUCACACGGUGCGGACCUGGAGGCCCGGGAUAUUCGGCACGAGACAGCACUUCAUACGGCGGUCGAGGCCUGCUAUACCCAGGAAUCCAUCGUGCGGAUUCUGCUGGAUGCGGGGGCGGAUAUUAAGGCUAAGAGUAGGACCGGGUUGACAGCGUUGCACUUUGCCGUCGAGAGCGGCGACGUCGGCAUCACGCAAUUGCUGUUAGAGCGGGGGGUCGAGGUGAACACAGUAAAUCUAUUUGGCGCGACGGCAUUGUACAGCGCUAUGCAGCUCCGACGGCCGAAUACUCUCGUUCGAUUACUCUUAUCUUUCGGUGCGGACCCUAAUCGCUUCCACCCCGGCGAGACCAAAACCCCGCUUCACCUCUCCGUUGACCGCAGAGACCUCACCAUUACAAGAAUGCUACUGGAAAACGGCGCCUCGAUCGAUGCGGUCGAUGUCGAUAAUGGCGACACGCCUAUUCACCGGGCUAUUAAGAACGGCGACGGACGCAUGUUCAGAUUGCUGCUGGAAUUCAACCCUGACAUGGAAAUUCAGGAUAGGAGUGGCAAAGAUGCUCUCGCUGUCGCCCGGUACCGCGGCGAGGCAGAGAUGGUGGUGGAAUUGCAAACAAGGCUGGGAUUGGGAGUUGUAGAGUUGUCGCUGAGCGAGGUUGAUGAGGUUGUCGAGGUAUAAUGAUCGAAUUCGGUAGCGAUACGCGGGGUCUAUUGUUAUGUCGGGACAUGAGUGGCUGACUGAAAAAGGAGAUUUAUGAUAGUUUGAGUAGUCCAUCGUGACGCCGGAGGGCGAGUUAUCAUUGAGGUUGCUCUUUCCAUUCUUGAUGUCGCUUAUGAUUGUCUCACUGAUUACCUGCCACUAGAGCAUACUUCCUUCCAUCCCCCCACCCCCGGAAGGAAAAAAAAAAAAGAAGCGUGAGAAACGGUGUCCUACUUCAUUACCAGCAGGAGGCCUAUCAUGGAGGUUCUUUUCUCUUUUCCCAAGGGCAGGAAAAAUGGGGUUUCUAUGUAUCCUUAUCUUCAUCUCUAUCCCAAUUGGGCUGUUAUCUAGCAUGGGGCGGAGUUCAGUUCAGUUUGUCAUCAUAGCGAUUGGGUGCUUUUCCGAAUACAGUACAGUACAUGGAUACAUGCGGUGGCUGCGUUUUCUUUUGCCUUUAUUGCUUUUGCUAAUCCUAUCCUCAUUAUUUCUUCCCUAUGGAUGGAUGGCGGCUAGCAGAUGCUGUAAUAAGACCUGCUUUCACGGGUUGGGGUUGUCUUUUCCCUUCGGAAGCGGGGUAGGUAGAAGGUGGCCGAUUCUUCUGACUUGUUGGUCGGUGCUAUAGGGAUUUAGGGGGUUUGCGAUGGUCAGGAUUGUUUGGCUGGUCUUGCAUAAUAUAGUAAAUUAUUUUGAGGGCUUUGUGCUGUAGCACGAGUACCGUAUAUGUACCGUAUAUAUGUUUCGCGGUAUGAUAUUCUCUUCCACAACGCUCCUGUUGUGUGACUGCCGUGAGGCAUUUCUAUCAUAAUGUGCCCCUACCCCGCGAUAAAGCUUUACUCACACCGGUAAUAUCCCUAAACCUUCUAGACCCAACUACCGUACUGUAACAUAAUAAACUCUGUUAUCAUACUCCGGAAUUUCGGUCCUAAACCCAUUGCCACAUAACCCCGCCCACCCAUCCACCCAGUCAUACUCCUAAUCUCGGCAUUUCCAUGUGGUUAGACUCCCUUGUCUCGUGUACCUUGCCUCGCAGAGCAGAACGCCAGAGCAGAACGCCAGCGCAGUACUCGCACAGUAUCACAUUAUACCUUACCACGGUUUGGUGAGGGUGGUUAAGUCGAGGCGAGGAGGGAUUGGAAUUGACGUUAGUCGCGCCUUUCUAAAGCAGGAAGAGUUUGUGUGGUAUUGGCGUCAUAUAUGAUACCAUAAAUCCGGAGGUGGGG